CAGCAGAAACCGUUUCUAAAAAUACCGCGGAAUGGAAAAGGGAAGCGACAAAACUGAGUCGUCUGCUCGGCCCUGGCCGCGUCCGUCGAUCUCAUGGGAGCGCAACGCUGAACAUGCCGCCGCUGCUGCUGCUCCAGCUCUACGUCGUCGCCUGUGUCGCUGGUGUCACAGUGUGGGCGGGUCCUGCAGAGACGGUGGUGGGCGUGGCCGGGCGGAGAGCGUCUCUGCCGUGCCGGGUGGCGGCGGCCAAACGGAAAGGCGUGCACGUGUGCUGGGGGAGAGGCGAGCCGGCCUUCUUCUCCUGCCACAACGUGCUGGUCAACGCGGUGGGCGAGCGUCUCAUGUACAAGAGCUCGUACAGGUACUCGGUGUCUUCCGCCCCAAGCAAGGAGCCCCAUCUUUCCAUCUUCAACGUGCGCCCCUCGGACUCGGGCCUCUACCACUGCCGGGUUCAGCUGCCGGGACCCUUCAACGACAAAACCUUCUCCGUCCUCCUCAUCGUCAUUCCGCGCGCAGGGAACCUGAACACACCACCGACGAUCAAAGGUGGAAGUACGGACGCGGGAACAGGAAGUGAUGUCACGCAGAGCGUCCAAUUGUGGGAGGGCUCGGUAGACGACACAACCGGACCGGUGGUGGCGCAGGUGCAGAAGCCCGUUCGGCGGCAAGAUGGCAACAAUCUGCGGAUGUUCCUCGGAAACACCCUCAGAAUGGCCUUCAUCGUCUUCAGUCCUGCAGUGAUACUGACCGCCGCUUACAGAAUCUGGAGGUCCAAUCAGAGAGCAGUGACCGGCAGCAGCGGGAGCCAAUCAGAAGAGGCAGAGGAUGACGUGUACGUGUAGAAUCGGGAGGAGCCUAAUUUGCUGAUUUACGGGCUUACAAAAUGGAAGUGUAGAGAAAACAAUCAGCCUCCUAAAUCAAUAAAAAAAAAAAAACAUUCAUUUGUAUUAAUAUUCACUUAUUUUGGUGUAUUUUUUACAGUUGAUAGGACAGUUUUUUUUUUCUUGUUAAAUUUAUUUUUAUUUACCUUUCGUAAUGAGAACAAGUCCCUUAUUUG
Molecule: messenger RNA, 1057 nt
Organism: Hippocampus comes (tiger tail seahorse)
Lineage: Eukaryota; Metazoa; Chordata; Actinopteri; Syngnathiformes; Syngnathidae
Product: hepatitis A virus cellular receptor 1 homolog
Exons: 6
Coding region: 114-842 (242 amino acids)
Biological process (GO): cytoskeletal rearrangement involved in phagocytosis, engulfment; apoptotic cell clearance
Molecular function (GO): phosphatidylserine binding
Source: RefSeq, a predicted model, not a curated record